Messenger RNA from Cydia strobilella, 771 nucleotides. RefSeq lists its product as uncharacterized. The coding region runs from base 40 to 732 and encodes 230 amino acids. The transcript has 4 exons. The record is from RefSeq and is a predicted model, not a curated record. Lineage: Eukaryota; Metazoa; Arthropoda; Insecta; Lepidoptera; Tortricidae.
CAUAAGAUGAGCAUACCGGUGCACUAGAUUUCAUUCAAGAUGCAAAACUAUUUACAGUAUAACGGAUAUCCGAAUAACGAGGCUAACUUUCCUUACAUACCAAUUUCAGCGCCACCAGUGUUCCCACGCUCACAAAUAGUAGGCGAGGGAGACGUGACCUCGGUGACGCUGCCCGACGGAACUCUCCAGCUGUACUUCAUACCCGUCUCGCGGACUACCUGCUUCAACCAGUGGGGCGCCAUUCCAGCUUGGUUCAUACGUACUAUUCCUAAUCUUUUUGCAGCGCCUCAGCCGUUCGCGUCGAAUUACCGAAACUCUACACAAGCCAGCAAUAUCUUCCUACAAAAUAAUGCAGUAAACGAAGAAACAUCAGAAUAUCAGCUUCAAUUUCACAGUGACAAACCGACGUCAUCAACAGACUUGCAAUACUUCUGCCAACCGCCACACCCCUGGUACCCGCGGCAAUCUGUCGAAACCCAAACAGAUCCCGUCAGAUCCUGCGACGUAUGCUGUAGGGCGUGCUCCUGCAGGCCUAGCAAUCCUGAAACCCUGCAGUCCCGCAGCAGCGAAAUGUCCAUAGACGGCGAGGAACAAGACAAACCCACAUGCUCAUGCCAUAAAAAAGUGAAUAAAGUACGGUUCAGCUCGGCCGGUUUAAAAUAUGAUAAGCUCUGUGAUAACUGUAAUAGUAAGUGCAACGUGAUGCGCUCUACAUCUGAUAAGUCGAAUUAAACCCGAUUACGCCUCGGGCAGCCGGACUAGCACAUGAUU